GCGCAGUGGCAGAGGCUUUUUUUCUUCAGUGUCCGCCUUUAUCAUGAUGGCUGAACGUCAAUAAGUGGAUAUUUUGUCGUUUAGGUCUUAACUUUGGGACAGAGAAACACAUUAUUCAUCGGACGAGUCGAUUGCGUACGACAAGUUAAAAAGAAAUGGCCCAGCGUGUCGCUGGUGGCGAAUCUGCCGGGCAGAAACGGAGCUCUCGGGUUCGUGUGGCUGUUCGCUUGCGGCCCUACAUGGACAAGGAGGACAACAAGGGCGAGGGAUCCUGUGUACGGGGCUUAGAUUCACGCAAGCUGGAAAUUGUCAACUGGAGAAACGCCACAGAAACCCUGCAAUAUGAGUUUGACGUGUUCCACGGGGAGCAGACGACCCAGAAGGAGGUGUUUGUGGAGUCUGUGAAGCCCAUCCUGAAGCACCUCCUCACCGGGCAGAACGCCAGCGUGUUCGCCUACGGACCCACCGGAGCCGGUAAGACCCACACUAUGCUGGGUAGUUCGGAGCAGCCGGGGGUGAUUCCCAGGGCGGUGCGUGAGGUCUUCAGCCUGGUCAGGGCCCAGGAGGCUCAGCAGGACGGCUGGGAGUACGCAGUCAGCAUGUCCUACCUCGAGAUAUACCAGGAGAAGGUUCUGGACCUGCUGUGCCCGAGCACCCAGGACCUGCCGAUCCGCGAGGACAAGGACCACAACAUCCUCAUCCCCGGUCUCACCAGCAUCCCCAUGGCCUCCUUCCAGGACUUCCACACCCAUUUCCUGCCCGCCAGCCUCAACCGCACCACGGCCUCCACCAAACUCAACGAGAGGUCCAGCCGCUCACACGCUAUACUGCUCAUCAAGGUGGUGCGUACGCGUCGUGGGCCACCCCAUCGGCAGCAGACAGGUAAGCUUUACCUGGUGGACCUGGCCGGCUCCGAAGACAACAGGCGCACGGGGAACCAGGGCAUCCGGCUAAAGGAGAGCAGCGCCAUCAACCGCUCCCUCUUCACACUCAGCAAGGUGGUGGACGCGUUGAACAGUUCUCCGGGCGUGCGCGUGCCGUACCGCGACUCCAAGCUGACGCGGCUGCUGCAGGACUCGCUGGGAGGCUCCGCCCACUCAGUCAUGGUGACCAACGUGGCGCCGGAGUACCGCUUUUAUUUUGACACGUUCACCGCCCUCAACUUCGCAGCCAAGAGCAAACAGAUCGUCAACCAGCCCUUCGUACGGGAAACGCUGCUGCAGCCUGCACUACCGGUGGGCAAGCGACCGAGGGAGCAGGCUGGUGGCAGCAGCUCCGGUGAGCCCCAGAGCAAGAAGGCCAAAGAGACGAAGGAGACAAAGACAGACACACACACUGCAACGACAACACAGCCAGACAGUCCUCCUGAUGGCAUGCUGGGUCGACUGUUGGCUCUGGAGAAGAGGCUUCUGGGAUCUCCAGAGAAGGACCUGCUGAAGACUGUCGCUCAUGAGCUCGAGGAGCUGAGGGCCAAGCAGAAGGAACUGGAGAAGAAGGCCAGUAUGUUCAACCCUUCCUCCUCGUCCUCCUCUGCCCUUCCCAAGCCCAAGAUGGAGGUCAGUGGGCAGCAGCAGAAGAAGAGCGCCGCCCCGGUGGCCAAGGUGGGCCCUGCGCCUGCGGUGGGCAACAGCGGCCUGCGAGAGGACACACUCUUCAAGAGCAACGUCAUGCCACUCAGCAGGAAACCUUCCUGCGCACGACCCAAGAAGCAACAAGCAGUUGUGUCACCGCUACAGGUGUCUCAGGUGCAGCCCCAGCCGUGCGCAGUAGAGUGUAAGCCAUCCCUCGCUCCCAACAAGAAAAAGAAGAAAGAGCACACCGAGGCGUUCCAGGGUAAGGAGAAUGGCGGUGUGGACGUGAGCUGCGAUGGGGAGGACGGGGGAUGCGGCGGUCCUGAUGCUGAGGACUGGGAGGCACAGCUGGGGCCAAACAUCCUGCUGGCGUCACGGCAACGCAUCCUGGAGACCCUGAACGCCGGCUCCCUGAAGCAACUGAAGGACCUGCAGCUCAUCGGGGACAAGAAGGCCAAACUCAUUAUGGGAUGGAGAGAGAUCAACGGGCCCUUCGCACAGGUGGAGGACCUGAAGAAGAUCGAGGGCAUUACGGGCAAGAGGUUCGCCUCCUUUAUCAAGGCUAACGUCCUGAGCUCCAUGGGGAAAUGACAACGUCUGCAGAAUGUGUACGAGUGUGAUUUUGAGUGAGAGUGUGCGAGUGUGUGUGACUGAGUGUGUGUGUGCGUGCGUGCGCACAUGUGUGCGUGUGUAUGUUUUUGUUUUCCCAGGCCCCUCCUCCCAUUUCGUAAUAUUUUUAAACCUUUUUUUUAUUCUAUUUUAUCUUUUUUAAAUGCUUGUACAUUAUUAAUUGUCUUACUGGUUUUAUUAAACUGUGCUGGCUGGCCUGUA
Molecule: messenger RNA, 2402 nt
Organism: Engraulis encrasicolus (European anchovy)
Lineage: Eukaryota; Metazoa; Chordata; Actinopteri; Clupeiformes; Engraulidae
Gene: kif22
Product: kinesin family member 22
Exons: 15
Coding region: 156-2162 (668 amino acids)
Biological process (GO): microtubule-based movement; spindle elongation; mitotic spindle organization
Cellular component (GO): microtubule associated complex
Molecular function (GO): microtubule binding; microtubule motor activity; ATP binding
Source: RefSeq, a predicted model, not a curated record